UCUACUGUCAUAUCCCCAACUAACCCCAAUGAGCUCUUAAUUUAUAUCUUUCCCUCCAUCUCUCCAAACUCAAAUAAUAACAACAACAACAACAAUAAUAAUAAUAAUAAUAAUAAUAAUAAUCCACAUUGUUUUUGCUCCUCCUCUCACACUACACUAUUAUAUUCUAAGCCCUUUUUGCUACAACAAAAGGUGACUUAAACCCCAAUCCAUUGCAUAGCAAGAACACCAAGGGUGCUUGCUUAGAACCUACUUAAUUGUUUUCACUUUCCUAUAGCUAGCUAUUCUAUAUAUCUCUCUCUCUCUUUCUCUCUUUAUCUAUCUCUCUCUCUCUCUCUCUCUCUAUUGUAAAUGUUUUCUCUCCAACUAACUUCAUUUUCAAGCAUAUAUGUUCAUGUAGGCAUAUAAUCUAACGCGCAAGUUGCGACCAGCGGAGUAUUAAAUCCCCCCUCUCCCCCCCCCNUUCGAUUCGAUUCGAUUCGAUUCGCUUCGGUCCUCUCUUCGCAGAAUGGGACGGCACUCGUGCUGUCUCAAGCAGAAGCUGAGGAAGGGCUUGUGGUCUCCUGAGGAGGAUGAGAAGCUCUACAAUCACAUCAUCAGACAUGGUGUUGGGUGUUGGAGCUCUGUUCCAAAAUUAGCAGGUCUACAAAGAUGUGGAAAGAGCUGCAGGCUGAGGUGGAUCAAUUACUUGCGGCCCGAUCUUAAGAGGGGGAGCUUCUCACAGCAGGAGGAGGACUCGAUCAUCGCCCUUCAUGAGAUCCUCGGAAACAGAUGGUCUCAGAUCGCGUCCCAGUUGCCCGGGAGGACCGACAACGAGAUCAAGAACUACUGGAACUCGUGCCUCAAGAAGAAGCUCCGGCAGCGCGGGAUCGACCCGUCGACCCACAAGCCGCUUCCGAGCGACGCGCCGGAAGCAGAAGCGCAGGAAAGGAAGCCGGUGCUCGAUAACGCGGGCCGCAUCGUCGUCGCCGCUCCUCCCCUCGAGCAUUUUCUGACGAAACCGGCCUUCGAUCCUUUCCCAUUAACCGAAUUCCACGAUCCGAGUGCGAUUAUCAGCGCAAGCCUCUACUACAGCAACCAACUUCAGCAAACUUUUCGGGCUCUCGAUCAGGAUGGCGCAGCGCCCGGAUCGGGGCUCUGCGACUACAGCAGCGCCGUGGAUGUCUCGGAGAACUACGGGUGCUACGGCGAGAGCUCGAGCAACAGCAGCAACUGGAACUGCAACAGGGGGGCAGAGGGGAAUAAUGUGAUUGAGAGUGAGGGACUGAUUUGGGCUUCUGACAGUAAAAUGGAGUCAUUUGGUCAGAUACAUUUGAGUGGUGAGGAGAUGUUUGAGAACAAGUUCAGUGCUGAAGAUUACAGCAGCUCAAUGAUGGGAUCACUUUCGCGGGAUAAUUCCGACGCCGCCUUCGAUGUAUCUCAAGCAGCAGCAUUGGCAAGUGAUUUCGAUUUUGACUUCUUUUGAAAUUCUUGAUUGUAAACUCUCUCUCUCUCUCUCUCUCUCUCUGUCUUUUUCUCCCUCUCUUUCUCAAGUUUUGAAUGUGGAAGAAGUUAAAAAUGUGAGGGAUUAGAGAUGGCCAGCCUUUUUUGCCCCCUGUGCUUUUUUUACUUGUCUUCUGAAUAAUAAAGAUGUAGAUGAGAAUAAUGUUCUUGCAAAAGUCUCUGAUCACAACAAAUUUUUGUUCCAUUUAA
Molecule: messenger RNA, 1692 nt
Organism: Ananas comosus (pineapple)
Lineage: Eukaryota; Viridiplantae; Streptophyta; Magnoliopsida; Poales; Bromeliaceae
Product: myb-related protein Hv33-like
Exons: 3
Coding region: 509-1465 (318 amino acids)
Biological process (GO): regulation of stomatal movement
Source: RefSeq, a predicted model, not a curated record